AAAAAAGAAAAAAAGAAAAGGAAAGACCCUAAAAAGGGAUUUCUUUAAUAAACAGAGUCGCCGAUCCAAUGCUCUUCUUCUUCCACACUUCAAUUUUGCGAAUAAAUUACAUAUAAUUCUUUGCCUCCUCCUUCACUCCAGCUUCAAACACACAAAUCUGUGACGAAGCUUCUCUUUAAUGGCGACACCCACUCAGGUUGCUAUUGACACCUUCGUGAGCAUCACCGGCGCUUCCAAUGCCGUCGCCGUUCGGAAGCUCGAGGAAUACCGUGGGAAUCUCAAUCGAGCUGUGAAUGCAUACUAUAAUCAUGGAGAUCAGAAUUCACUACAUGAAACUCCAGCUAAUUUUCCUCGGGAUGAUGCAAUGGAUAUUGAUGAUGAUGUGACUCCAGCCCAUCCAAACUUUGAAAGAAGUCCAUUUCCAACUGUUAGUCACCCAAGGGAAGUCAGGCAGAUACCUAUAGAGGUUAAGGACAGCAGUGGGCCAUCAGGUCGUUCUAAUGAUGCUCCUUCUAUUGAGAAUGUGACCGAUUCAUCUCAAGCUCGUGUUCCAGCUGCCCAAGAGGCAGUUAUUUUAGAUGAAGAAAUUCAUGAUGGUAAUCAGUCUGCUCCAACCGGACAAAGUAGGCAUGCUAUACCUGUUGGUUCUGCACACAAUAGUUUGCAAAAUUACAAUGACAUAGAAGAAGAAAUGAUUCGAGCUGCUAUUGAGGCCUCAAAAAUGGAGACUGGGGUACCAAGGAAUCAGUCCCCUGAAAAGUAUCAGUCUCGCUCGGAAGAUGCUGAUGACGUGACAAAAGAUAUCACUGUGCGGUCAGAGGAAGAAAGAGAAGCUUCUGAAGAGUUUUCUAUUCCAGUACAGCAGGGUACCCAAGCCUCAAAUGGAAGACUCGCAGCAACUAGCUCAAUGUCUGAGGAUGAUGAUGAUGAUGAUGAUGAUGAUGAUGAUGAUGAUGACGAUGAUGAUGAUGAUGAUGAAGAGUACGAUGAUGACGAGGACGACGAUGACCCUGAUUAUGUUGACGAGGAGGAACCCCUUGCUAGGCACCAACCAAGACGUGCGGCUUCUGGAUCUCGGGUCCCACUUAAUGAUGAUCUUCCCGGGAGCCCUGAAGCAGAAGAUGAAACUAUUAAUUCACCAGAUGCUGGCAAUGGUUUCCCUUCUGAGUGGGGAGGCAUUUCGUCUGCGGAACAUGAUGAAGCUAUCAUGCUAGAGGCUGCCAUGUUUGGUCGCAUUCCUGAUAGUGAAUAUCGUGUUCCUUAUUAUCCUCAAAGGAGACAGCGUCCACCCUCACCAUCAUUGUCAGCUCAAAGAUUGAUUCGAGAACAGCAGGACGAUGAGUAUCUUGCAUCUCUGGAAGCUGACCGGAUUAAAGCUGAGGCUCGUCGAUUGGAGGAAGAAGCUGCUAGAGUAGAAGCUCUUGAAGAAGAAAAGAGAAAGGCGGAAGAAGCUCGCAGGAAGAUUGAAGAGGAACAGGAGCUGGAAAGGCAACUAGUUUCAAAGGAAGCGUCUCUGCCUCAGGAGCCACCAGCAGGCGAAGUGAACGCUAUUAGUCUUCUAGUCAGACUGCCAGAUGGCUCCCGCCAUGGUCGUCGAUUCCUUAAAUCUGACAAACUCCAAUCACUUUUCGACUUUAUGGACAUUUGUAGAGUUGUGAAACCCAACACUUACAGGCUGGUAAGACCUUAUCCUCGGCAUGCUUUUGGCCAUGGGGAAUGCUCAUCGACUCUAAACGAUGUCGGUUUAACCAGCAAACAUGAAGCAUUGUUCUUGGAGCUGAUCUAGAAUGGGGUAUUUGAUUGGGGUUACAUAACUUAUUCUUUUAGACAAAACAAUUGAAUGGGGAGAAAUAAGAAAAGAAGAAGUGAGGUGAUGGAGGAUGAAGGACAUAAGAAGCUAUGGUUAGAUAAAAGCAAGUUGGGACAGUUGAGGAAAAUUAUAUAUUUGAUGUUAGUGGGCAAAUUCAUAACUAAUUCUCCAAUCUUCAUGUUUCACCUUAUGGGCGUUUUUGUUCCUUCCCACUUCCACCAUGAGUUUGUUACAUUUUUAGUAGUCUAUAACGCAGUCGCAGAAUAUUUUAUUCUUACAAGUUAUAACCAA
This is a messenger RNA of Capsella rubella, 2101 nucleotides long. Its product is annotated as plant UBX domain-containing protein 13. The record is from RefSeq and is a predicted model, not a curated record. Gene Ontology annotation, molecular function: ubiquitin binding. The transcript is spliced from 11 exons. Bases 179 to 1786 code for a protein of 535 amino acids. NCBI's taxonomy places the organism in Eukaryota, Viridiplantae, Streptophyta, Magnoliopsida, Brassicales, Brassicaceae.